AUGGCUCCUACCAACAUCACCAGCUUCCCCGUGGAGAUCCUUGUCCAGAUCACCUCCUAUCUCACCAUGCCUGACUAUGGCGCUUUUCGCCUCUCAUGCCGCCAGAUUGAGGAGUCGGUCUUCAGAUCCUUCGCCCAUAGCUACUUCCGCCAGAUGCAGUUCAUGCGCACCGACUUCAGCCUGCAGGCCCUCAUCGGCAUCUCAAAAUCUCGCUUGUCUCCCUUUGUCAAGCAUGUCUUCAUAGGCACCGAGAUCUUGGACCCGGGCUUGUGUCACAAUCCAGUGCCUGGCGACGUCUAUCCUCGGAGGGGAGGAGGACAGAGAUCUGUCAGCGCCAUGGAGAUCAGGUACAACAUCUACAAUACCAUGUGCGCGAACCAGGUCAUGCUUCUCAGUACCGGCCACGACCAGCAGAUGCUCGCCGAAGCAUUCAGCAACUUGAAAUUAGAGACCGUUGGCAUACGUUCGCACGCCGUCUAUGGUUCCAUCCCUAUCAACCUGCCCAUGAGCUUCGGGACAUCCAAGAUUUUCAAGGAAACCGCAGUCGAAUUGCGAUCAUCCGGAAGCUGGUCUACCCGUGAUGAUACGAAGGCCAAUGCCAGUUGUGUGUUCAGUGUGCUCAACGCGCUUGCCAAAUCAACUUCUCGGCCCAAGAGGUUCGAGACCAUAAUGGGAGGACCCUUGUUGGGUGACGAUGCGUUCAUCAUUCCAAUAUUCAUGGAGAAAGAUGUCUUGCCAGUCAUGGCCAAAUUCGAGUCUUUGGACCUGAAAUUGCACGGGAGUUCAUCUAGGUACAGGCGUAUCAUCUAUCCGAUUGGGAAAACCCCCUAUUCCAUUGACACGUACUAUCUACGCAAGUUCCUCUCCCACUUGACGCAUCUGGAGCGGCUGUGCCUCAAGUUCUCCUACAAUUAUGACGGCUUCUUCAACUGGCUAGGGUCUCAACCUUCGAACGAGGUUUACAAGGGUCCUUCCGGAUUCGAACCCCCUAGCUCCCCAGCAUUCACGUGCUUGCGCGAGAUCGAUUUGACCAAGUGCAAGAUUCCCAUUCAUGACAUGUUGAACAUGAUUCGCAAAUUCUCCAAGACGCUACGGAAGCUGAGUCUUCAUGAUAUGACCUUGACUGAAGACAGCUUGCCUCAUGAUUACGACCAAGACGUCGACGACGACGACGAGCCGAAAACUAAUCUAUGGGCUCAGUUCGUUUCGCAGCUUGCGCGCAUCGACUGUGAACUCAACGAAGUCUCCUUCCGCGAUCCCGCCCAGCCAACCGGCCAUCGCUUACGCUACCUGCGGUUCGGUGACGACAUCUCAAGCUCGCCACACUUCACUUAUGCCGGUCCUUUCGUGCGGGAAAGGCUGGAGACGCUGAGCUCCAAUAUCCGAUUUUCCCCUGUGUGCAAUUGCCAUCGGCACAGAGUUCCCAACGACGAGCUCACCGAGAGCGAGAUCGCUUCCGACGAAAUGGAUGAUUCGCUUGACGAAACCGACGGCGACUUUGACGAUAUGGACGAAUACGAUGACUACGACGAGGAUUACGGGUACCACCCCGGCUUCGAUCCCUUUUAUGAUGAAGUGGAUGAAGUGGAUGAGGAGUUGGCGGCUGAGAUGCAGGAGCGGGAGAUGUUCCUCGCAGCUUUGCUUCAAGGAGCUGGAGGCUGA
This is a messenger RNA of Anthostomella pinea, 1662 nucleotides long. Lineage: Eukaryota; Fungi; Ascomycota; Sordariomycetes; Xylariales; Xylariaceae. The record is from the annotation of a GenBank genome assembly.